Molecule: messenger RNA, 1206 nt
Organism: Salmo salar (Atlantic salmon)
Lineage: Eukaryota; Metazoa; Chordata; Actinopteri; Salmoniformes; Salmonidae
Product: prefoldin subunit 3
Biological process (GO): tubulin complex assembly; microtubule-based process; protein folding
Cellular component (GO): cytoplasm; prefoldin complex
Molecular function (GO): tubulin binding
Source: RefSeq, a predicted model, not a curated record
UACUUAACGCCCGAGGUGUCAAUAGCUGCUGGGUCAGGUCUACUUAAAUCAUUAACUUUCAUUGAACCAGAAAAAGAACAGCAAGUGGGGUGUCUCGCUUACUCGUCCGUCUCUGACGGACAAGCUCUUCAGUAGGAACCCCACGCCCAACUUCUACGUAACGAGAGUAGAAAGUCCUUUCCAAGAUGGCAACGACCAUAGACAGCAGCAAUGCCGUACAGGCGACAAGCAAAAAGCAUCUCGGAAUCCCUGAAGCAAUAUUUGUGGAGGAUGUCGAGUCGUUUAUGAAGCAGCCAGGCAACGACACCGCAGACGCCGUACUGAGGAAACUGGAUGAACAGUACCAGAAAUACAAAUAUAUGGAGCUCAACUUGGCGCAGAAGAAACAAAGGUUGAAAAGCCAGAUCCCACAGAUCAAGCAGACUCUAGAAAUCCUACGACACAUGCAGAAGAAGAAGGAAACCACAGACCCGAUGGAGACACACUUCCUAUUGGCUGACAACGUUUACUGCAAGGCGUCAGUCCCGCCCACCGACAAAGUGUGCCUGUGGCUAGGGGCCAAUGUGAUGUUGGAGUAUGACAUCGAUGAGGCCCAGUCUCUUCUGGAGAAGAACCUAGCGACCGCAUCACGCAACCUAGACUCCCUGGAGGAAGACCUGGACUUCCUCAGAGACCAGUUCACCACCACCGAAGUCAACAUGGCACGAGUCUACAACUUUGACGUUAAGAGGAGGAGCAAGGACAACCUCCUUAAAUCAGUCAAGAAGUCUUGAGAGAGGGGGACCCCCCCCCCCACAAUAAAUCCCCCCCCCAGUAACCCGCCCCAACUCCAUGUUCACAUCUCUAGUCUCUACAACAUGUUUGUGACCUAAAUGGCACCCUAUUCCAUAUUUAGUGCACUACUGUUAACCAGGGCCCAUAGGGUAGUGCACUACAUUUAACCAGGGCUUAUAGGGCUCUGGUCCAAAGCAGUGCACCACAGGAGGUUGUUGGCACCUUAAUUGGGGAGGGCGUGCUCGUGGUCAUGGCUGGAGCGGAAUACUCCGUUCCAGACAUUAUUAUGAGCCGUCCUCCCCUCAGCAGCCUCCACUGCAGUGCACUGUAUAGGGAGUAGGAUACCAUUUGGGAUGUGGACCAAGCGUUAUUCUAUUGAUUUGUUACUUUUUAAAGUAUUUUUUCAAGUAAAAAAAGACAAAACAAAAGUUA